GAAGGUUUUUAGCGUGCCACACAGGACAGGAAGUAAACUCGAGCUGGGCGAGCAGGUUGAUAUUCGCCAGUUUACGAAGCGUUUUGUUCAGUAAAUAACUCAUAUCAUUUCGAUUUGUAGUUUACUGUUAAUUCAACAUGCUGAUCAAAGUGAAGACUCUCACUGGAAAAGAAAUAGAGAUCGACAUUGAGCCCACAGACAAGGUGGAGCGAAUCAAAGAAAGGGUGGAGGAGAAGGAAGGGAUCCCCCCUCAGCAACAAAGACUCAUCUACAGCGGAAAACAGAUGAACGAUGAGAAGACGGCGGCAGACUACAAGAUCCAGGGAGGCUCGGUGCUUCAUCUUGUGUUGGCACUAAGAGGAGGCUCAACGCUCCACAGGCCCUGCAUACACUCCAACUCCCUGUCAUGAGUGGCUGUUGUCCUGGGGCCAGCUGAGUGCCAACGCUUUAGGUGUCUGUCACCAUCUAACCAUGCUGCAGCACAUAGAUAUGAAAUCCCACGCUCCCGGGCCGAAGCAAACAAAAUCAACCACCGCCCCCCCCC
This is a messenger RNA of Thunnus maccoyii (southern bluefin tuna), 544 nucleotides long. It is a transcript of the gene nedd8l, whose product is annotated as NEDD8 ubiquitin like modifier, like. The record is from RefSeq and is a predicted model, not a curated record. Gene Ontology annotation, cellular component: nucleus; cytoplasm. The transcript is spliced from 4 exons. Gene Ontology annotation, biological process: modification-dependent protein catabolic process; regulation of proteolysis; protein neddylation. Lineage: Eukaryota; Metazoa; Chordata; Actinopteri; Scombriformes; Scombridae. The coding region runs from base 138 to 410 and encodes 90 amino acids. Gene Ontology annotation, molecular function: protein tag activity; ubiquitin protein ligase binding.